This is a messenger RNA of Pseudoliparis swirei, 3566 nucleotides long. It is a transcript of the gene rhot1b, whose product is annotated as ras homolog family member T1. The record is from RefSeq and is a predicted model, not a curated record. Lineage: Eukaryota; Metazoa; Chordata; Actinopteri; Perciformes; Liparidae. The coding region runs from base 309 to 2441 and encodes 710 amino acids. Gene Ontology annotation, biological process: mitochondrion transport along microtubule; small GTPase-mediated signal transduction; regulation of mitochondrion organization. Gene Ontology annotation, cellular component: mitochondrial outer membrane. Gene Ontology annotation, molecular function: GTPase activity; calcium ion binding; GTP binding. The transcript has 20 exons.
UUCAACAGUCAAGUCUGUGAGCGUUAGCUGGCUCGACACCGCGGCAUUGGCAGCCCGGCGUACUGAGGUGGAGGAAUACUGAAAGCACCGCGUGAGAGUCCCGUUUAUCUCACGGCUUGUUCAGCUGUGUGAGCGGCGCACCGCCCGGCUGUUGUGACCAAGGCGAACCCGGAGCUGUCAUGCGAAUGUAGCUGUUAGCAAGCGAGUCGGGGCCGAGGAGAGCUGGCUGCUUGUGUCCUUCAACCAGACGGGAGCAUCAAUGUUCAACACGAGCCCGUUGACCGAGCUUGUCGACGCCGAGGAGGAGGAUGCGCAAGGACGUGCGGAUAUUAUUGGUGGGAGAGCCCAAAGUGGGGAAGACCUCUCUCAUCAUGUCGCUGGUCAGCGAGGAGUUCCCGAAAGUGGUUCCCUACCGCGCUGAGGAAAUCACCAUCCCUGCAGACGUCACACCAGAGAGGGUUCCCACACACAUCGUGGACUACUCGGAGGCAGAGCAGACCGAUGAGCAGUUGUUUCAGGAGAUCUCCAAGGCGAAUGUGAUUUGCAUCGUCUACUCUGUCAACAGCAAGACGUCCAUUGAAAAGGUGACGAGCCACUGGAUCCCCCUCAUUACUGAGAACACGGACAAGGACAGCAGGGUUCCUCUGAUUCUGGUGGGCAACAAGUCGGACCUGGUGGAACACAGCAGCAUGGAGACCAUCCUGCCCAUCAUGAACCGUUACAGUGAGAUAGAGACUUGCGUCGAGUGCUCAGCAAAGAACCUGAAGAACAUCUCGGAGCUGUUCUACUAUGCCCAAAAGGCGGUGCUGCACCCCACAGGUCCUCUUUACUGUCCAGAGAGAAGAGACAUGAAGUCCCUUUGUGUCAAAGCCCUGACUCGAAUCUUCAAAGUGUCUGACCUGGACAAUGAUGGGAUUCUCAACGAUAAUGAGCUCAAUUUCUUCCAGCGGACGUGCUUCAACACCCCACUAGAGUCUCAGGCGCUGGAGGACGUCAAAAAUGUGGUGAGGAAGAAUUUGAGCGACGGAGUGUGUGACAACGGACUCACUCUGACGGGCUUCCUGUUCCUCCACACCCUGUUCAUCCAGCGGGGUCGCCAUGAGACAACGUGGACGGUGCUGAGGAGGUUUGGGUACGACGAUGACCUGGAGUUAAAUCAGGACUACCUCUUCCCUCCGUUGAAGCUCCCUCCAGACUGCACCACAGAGCUCAACCACAACGCCUACCUCUUCCUCCAGAGCAUCUUUGACAAACAUGACAAGGACCGUGACUGUGCCUUGUCACCAGAAGAGACGAGGGACUUGUUUGAUGUGUUUCCCUACAUGCCCUGGGGUCCAGAUGUCAAUAAUACAGUUUGCACUAAUGACCAGGGCUGGAUCACCUACCAGGGAUAUCUCUCCCAGUGGACGUUAACAACAUAUCUGGAUGUCCAGCGAUGCCUGGAGUAUUUGGGUUACCUCGGUUACUCAAUAAUUGCAGAGCACGAGUCCCAAGCAUCAGGGAUCACAGUGACCAGAGAUAAGAAGAUUGACCUGCAGAAGAAGCAGACGCAGCGCAGCGUCUUCCGCUGUAAUGUCUUUGGAGACAUUGGCAGCGGCAAGAGCGGCUUCCUGCAAGCGUUCCUGGGUAGAAACCACAUGCGCCAAAAAACGAUCCGAGAGGAACACAGAUCCUACUACGCCAUCAGCACCACCUACGUUUACGGCCAGGAGAAAUACCUUCUUCUUCAUGAAGUGUUCCCUGACUUCGACUCCCUGUCUGAGGCCGAUCUGGCCUGUGACAUCGUCUGCCUGUUCUACGAUGUCAGCAACCCUUACUCCUUCGAGUACUGCGCCACGGUCUUCAAGCAAUACUUCAUGGACAGCAAGGUACCAUGCAUGAUGAUCGCGGCGAAGUCGGACCUGCCGGAGAUCAAACAGAUGUACGGCUGCAGUCCUCUGGAGUUCUGCAGGAGGCACAAGAUGCCACCUCCCCAGUCCUUCACCUGUAACACUGCAGCAGCGCCCAGCAGAGACAUCUACACCAAGCUGACCACUAUGGCCAUGUACCCCCACGCCCGGUUGCGCUGCAUGUGCACUUGUAACCGGUGCGCCUUCUGCUUGUGUCAGAACUUCCUCAACUCUGAGCUGCUGCAGACGGUCAGGGCCAAACUCUACGCUGUUGUACUCAGAAGGUCCUUCUUGCCUUUUUUCAACCGUCUCUCUGCAUCCCAUCAGCCUCAUGAUCGGUCGUCAUCGCCGCCUCAGCUUGUCGCGUUCAUUCCCCUCAUUUCUUUUAUUUUUUUGGAAAGCUCUCUCUUCAACUGCCUCCCUCUGUUUUACAGACACGUCAGACAAGCAGACCUGAAGAGCUCAACCUUCUGGUUGAGAGCGAGUGCCGGUGCCACGGUGUGUGCCAUGCUGGGCUUCGCCAUGUACAGGGUGCUGCUCAAGCCACGGUGAUUCUCCGGCCCCCGGGUCCAACCCUCUCGGCCCCAUGCUACAUACAGAGCUAAUUUGAUGGCAUUAGGACGUCAGUCAUUGUUGUGUUUUUGGUGGGAUGGAAAAAUGUGUCAAACCUCACCAUGGCACACAUUCCUCUUUUUUAUUUGGUGCAUGUUCUUUUGUCAAUUUAUUAUCAUGGGAAUAAAAAUAUAUAUAUUUAAUUUUGUACCCAAAUUGCUACUUUCCAUAAUUUGUUUGUUUUCAAAUGUCUGCAAAGUUAAAUAUCUAUAUUUAUAUAAUAAAUGAGUGUUAGCUGCUGAUGCGCUGUAGUGACUAAGAUGAUGGAGUUGCUUACGUACAUAGCGGAUAAAUGGAAGGACAAAUGGAAGCGGAUAAAUGGAAGGACUUGGUGUCAGCUGUGAGGUUUGCAAUAACCUUGGUGCUUUUAUUAGACUGAACUUUGUGUAAAUAGUAUAUUUGCUAGAGUAGACUCUCCAUUUGUUUGUCUUUGUUCAAAAGAGCCACGUCAACACACUGGAUGCAACGGUGUUAAUGGCUCAGUGGCCUGGUGAUGAACUCACACAUACGUUAGCGUUGAUAUUCACAAUCGAGUUUGCUUUUCAGGCCCAAAACACUUGGAUGCCCACUUUUUUGAAAUUAUUUUUUUAUUAACAUUUGUGCGUCUUAGGUCAAUGUUUGAUCAGUGGAUGUGAAUGUGUGGAAGAGUCUGCUGCUCUCUCUUGACCGUGGUCACUUUUUCCCCAACAUCAGCUCCUGUGUGUGUGACAUUGACAUUUGCAGCCACUCUGUUAUUUUUUUUCAUGUGCAUGCUUCUGACCUUUCUAUCUAUCACAUUCCAGCGUUUUAAAACUCGCUGUGCAAAAGAACCAGCAUGCCAACUUCUCUACAUUGCGGUCCACCUCCCCAUAAUCCCGGGGUUGUAUUCAUCAUGUUUAUUGACAGGAGUGCUGAAACCGACAACAGUCGAGUCACAGUUCGGUUCGACAGCCCUUCUGCCUCGACUGAUGGCAGAAGAUGCAAAAAUAUGGCCCUAGAUGUUAACGCCCAUGCAAUUGGUCCCGUUUGAUGUCAUCACUCUGCCCUGCCUUUCCAAAAGUUUACAAUAAACGAAUAUCUAUAUGA